This is a messenger RNA of Artibeus jamaicensis (Jamaican fruit-eating bat), 488 nucleotides long. It is a transcript of the gene SCRG1, whose product is annotated as stimulator of chondrogenesis 1. Lineage: Eukaryota; Metazoa; Chordata; Mammalia; Chiroptera; Phyllostomidae. The transcript is spliced from 3 exons. The record is from RefSeq and is a predicted model, not a curated record. The coding region runs from base 72 to 365 and encodes 97 amino acids.
GUGACCUGAACGUUGGGGACCUCCAGGAAAAGUAUUCUGUCCUGUGGAAAGAGUUAGAGCCAAAAGCCAAAAUGAAAGUUAUAGUACUUGUCACCGUCGGGCUAACCCUGCUGCUAGGAGUCCAAACCAUGCCUGCAAAUCGUCUCUCUUGCUACAGAAAGAUACUAAAAGAUCGCAACUGCCACAGCCUUCCAGAAGGAGUUGCUGACCUCACAAAGAUGGAUGUAAACGCCCAGGGUCAUUUCUGGGAUGGAAAGGGAUGUGAGAUGAUCUGUUACUGCAACUUCAGCGAAUUGCUCUGCUGCCCAAAAGAUGUCUUCUUUGGACCAAAGAUCUCUUUUGUGAUUCCUUGCAACCGUCACUGAGAAUCUUCAUGCAUUCUGGAGAGCACCAUCGCCAAUUUCCUAGAAACUGCGCUAUAUCAGUGUAACUGCAUUUCUAGUUUCUAUCCAGUGCAAUAAAGCAGAUUCUAUAAAUUCUUGCUUGUC